This is a messenger RNA of Lasiosphaeria miniovina, 4533 nucleotides long. RefSeq lists its product as uncharacterized. Gene Ontology annotation, biological process: regulation of transcription by RNA polymerase II. The record is from RefSeq and is a predicted model, not a curated record. Gene Ontology annotation, molecular function: DNA-binding transcription factor activity, RNA polymerase II-specific; RNA polymerase II cis-regulatory region sequence-specific DNA binding. NCBI's taxonomy places the organism in Eukaryota, Fungi, Ascomycota, Sordariomycetes, Sordariales, Lasiosphaeriaceae. Bases 1 to 4041 code for a protein of 1346 amino acids. The transcript is spliced from 5 exons. Gene Ontology annotation, cellular component: chromatin.
AUGGCUAGCCUUAAGUUCAUAAUGGAUAUCAACGACGACCACCAGACGGACGCUCGACAACCCAAUAAAAAGGAUAAGGACUCUGGCCUGCCGGUCACCUCCCUCGCCCUCACCACUGGCCAGCAGCUCUAUGAGGCUUCCCCUACUGGCACCUCGACCUCGACCUCGACCAACAAGAACACCAAGAGCACUGGCAUCCAUAACAACCACCCCCACCCCCCGCCACACCCAAGACAUGUUAGUAGCAGCUCUGGUCUCGCCAUCGGACAGAAUAUCAACCAGCCUGCCCCCGCUACCCAGAACAAAAGGCGCGGUGCCUCCGCCCGAGGUCCCAAGCUCGCCGCCUCCUCUGCUGCUACCGCUUCCCCAUCGUCGUCGUCGUCCCUGUCGUUGCCGUUGUCGUUGCCAGCAGCCACCCCUAGUACCCGACCUCCUGCCCGCCGCCCGAGCACGGCCAGCAACGACUCGAUGGAUCCGACAGGAUACGGCUCUGCCGCCUCGUCGUCGUCCAUGGGCGCCGGCGGCAUGCAUCCAUCCAACACCUCCAUGAGACCAAUGCCUUCUCACACCCAGUCCUCCGAUGUCCCCAUGAGGCUCACCCCAAUCACUGGUCGAGUCAGUAGGGCGAAGAAGGGCGUCCCCGUUCACAUCUGCGACAUCUGCAAGCCAACCAAGACCUUCACAAGGGCCGAACAUCUCCGGCGCCACCAACUUAGCCAUCAACGUCCGGGAUACCCGUGUACAUACCCUGGCUGCGAACGAGCCUUCCACCGGCCCGACCUCCUCGCGCGGCAUCAGCAGAGACAUGAGCAGGAAGGCGACAAGGUCUCGUCUAGGGGUGGAGGCGAUAACGAGAGCAGACGCGCUUCGUCGGCGCCUUUAUCAAUUAACGACCCGAGUUCCGGGCCAGGAGCGCAGUCGUCCUCGACCGCGGCGCCCAGUGUCCCGCCAACACCCAACCCGCCGGCGAGCCAGUCCGGUUUCCCGGUGCGCCCCGUCCGCGGGAGCAGCCCGCUACCUUCUCACCAUGGCGCCAGCUCCUACCCACAAGCCGGGGACGCCUCGAACGAUUACAGGGGCUUUCCUUCCCCCACAAUGUCCAUCCAACAGACAUCGUUACCGGCCGCCGUCUAUAAUAUGCCGUACCAGCAAUCCCCCAGAACAAUGCCGCCAUCCAUAUGUGUUGUGACGCAGGGGUUGCAAAAUUCAGAGCCUCCCGAACUUUACCACCAGUCGCCGUGGGCCGCUUCGUCGACAGACAGCACGUACUCGACACCCUCAGAUAGCAGAUAUCCGCGGUAUUGGCCCAGCGGCGCCCCAACGCAGCUGCUCUCGUCGUAUCCCAACCCGAGGCCGCAGGCCGACCUGCCCAGUCCCAGCACUGGCAUUGAGAUCACGCCCAGACCUGUCUUUACCGACCCCUUUUCCUCGCCUGGUCAGCAUUUCAACCCCAGCUUUUCCAUGGUGGACACAGCCAUAUCGAACAUGGGCGGGUCUAACCACCACCCGAUGCUCGGUGGCUCCUCGGGGAGCCAUUUAUUUCUUGGUCACCACCAGCAUGGCAACCCAAUUUCUCCUGUUCGUAGUCCGACCCCGCCUCCGAACACGUCUUCUCACUCUGAAACUCUAGUUAUACCUUCCCCUGCUCUUCCGAGUCGCCUAGACGCGCCGGGCCGCCACAAGGGGGGAUUGACGGAGGUACAUCAGGACGUAUUGGGCACACAGGGAGGCAUGGGCGGCAUUGGUAUGUUUACAGGCCAUAGUGUGGGAUUCGGCAGUGCUGAUGCGAGCCCAGGUGGCGGGAAUGGUGGUAAUCACCAUGGCAUGGGCAUUCUCACAGACCUAAACCUGCCCGUAGGUGGAGGGGGAGGAGAGUGCGGAGUAGUGCCCGGGCUGUCCAUGGCGAGCUUGCUGCCGAGGCAGGUGCUCGCCGCUAUCCCUGGCUAUUUGGACACUUACUGGGCGCGCGUUCAUCCCUUGUUUCCUCUGGUGCACCGCGCCUCGUUUGAGGCCGUGCCCGAGGACUUUUUGAGAUGUGCCAUGGCGGCCGUGGCAACUCAAUAUCUUCCCGGCAAAGAAGACCGCAUUCGGGGGAGUCAACUGCAUGAGUAUGCCGUGCAGGAGGUUAAGCGGAUUCCCCAGUGGAGCUCAAACGUCCAAGCCAUGCAGGCGAUUCUCCUGUGCGAGUACUUUUCUCGAUUCCGCGGCCGAAAGGCAAUCACGAGACCCUCGAAACUCUUCGUGUGUCUCUAUUGGAGGGUGAGUUCUUCGCAGUCUCCUCCUUCGGAUAACGAGGCUUGUUGGCUUGUCGACGCUACUGCCUGGUCUCCCAACUCCUCUCCUACUACUUCCGAUUGUUCUUCCUUUUCCUCCCUCACGCCGACCACUACCGCCAUGUCUUUUUCUCAGCAAAACUUCUCCGUCAUGCCUAGCACUCCUUGGAGCAGCUUCCCUUCCUCUUAUGCCUCUUCGGCGUCUUCUCCUUUUGGAAAUUCUUCUCUCUCGCCCGCCUCGUCUUCAUCUUUGACCGCAGAGUUUCUAUCUACUUUGAACCAAAACAAUAUCUCCUUUUCAUAUGAUGGGCGUUUGCGGGCGCGGCAGCUUUGGUCCUCUCUUUUUGCCCCUAGCCGCUACAGCCCAUCAACGGGACCCUCUCUUUCUUCUCAGACCCAGUCUCAUAUCCAGACACAGUCUCAGGUAGCCGAGCAAGCAUACUCACAAUGUCUUUCGAAUCCACAGAUUCUGUACCAUCCAGCCAUGUUUGACGAGGCUGGACUCGAUUCGGACUCGGUCCAAGAUCGCUGGCACCGCUGGGUAGAAGCCGAUGCCUACCGCCGACUCCUAGCGGCUUGCUUCUUUGUCGACGGCCACGCUGCCAUCUUCCAGCAGCAGCGGCGCGCCCAUGAGUGCGAUAUUAGCGGCAUGGCGCCCCUUCCUCAGAUGCCGCUCUUUGGCCGUAGCUCCAAGCUCUGGGAAGCUUUCUCUGCGCGCAAGUGGGCCGAGUUGCUGUCAGCUGACCCUGAAGCUGGGAUUCCAACCUAUGUCCCUCCGCCCGACCAGCUUACCCCUGAAUACGUCCUAGGACUCGACCAUUUCGACUGCAAGGUUGCCCUCAGCAUCGAGGUCCUGCGGUUGCCGAGCCGCCAGAUGACGCCCACAGCGUCCGCGUCUGGGCACAGCUCCCCCAUUUCCGACGCGGAUCCCCACAUGCAACACGUUGGAAGCCAGUUCAAUCCAGACCAGCAACCACACUUUCAGCACGCCCACCAACUCGACCCUCAAGACCUUUCUAUAGACGCCGAGCAGCGCAUCAGCGCCCUUUUCCGGACCUGCCCUACUGCCAAUGUUUAUCUUGCUCUCCACCACACUCCCUUGCAAGACCUUCUGGCCGUCGGGGGCGACUCGUGGAUCUUUUCCAAGAAGGUGUUGCCAGCCACGUCGUUUGCAGUGCACCAGAAGCGUCUCAAGGCCUGGACCGAGCAGCACCAACGCCUGGCCAGCAACAACAACUAUGCCGACGCAGUCGCCGGCCUGAGUGCUGCCAAAGCGACAAUGUAUGCCGCGCGCGCCAUUGUGGGGUACAUCCAACGCGCCCAGCCUGGAACUGGUCUUUCGUGGACCAAUGAUCUGUCCGACUACUGGGGCCUGUACGUAUGUGCGCUGAUAUGCUGGGCCUUUGCUGGUCAUCGCAUGCGUGGCACGUCAACAGCGUCUCUUCUCGAUCCCCGGCCGGCACGCCAGCGGCGCGGCAGCAAUGGCGGCGGCAGCGGCGGGAGCAGCCCCACUUCAAGAGCGUCGGGCAAUUCAGGCAAUGCGGCAGCGGCAGCCGACGAGGAGGCCAUGGGCUGGCUGCAAAUGGCUGCCGCGGACGGUAUGCGCCCUGAGGACGUGGUGUGGGCGCGCGGGCGCUCCGAGGCCCUUGGUGUCGUGGGUCUCGUGCGUCGCCGGCUUGAGAACGACUGCGUCGGUAGCAGAAGCAGGCUCUACGUAGACGCCGUCGUCGUGCUGAGGAAGCUGGAAGAGGGAGCCAACUGGAAUUAGUUCUAAGCGCAAUAUGGCUACUGCUAUUUUACAGCCCAUACACCUGCACGCUCGGAACUACAACACUCCAAACUACUCAUGCGUCGCGAACACAAACAACACCUCGAGAAACCUCUAUCAUCACUCGCCCAUUUCAGUCUAUCAAUGCAGGCAUGACCUUCCACAAGAAGAGAAGAACGUCGAAUUCAAAUCAACCACCCGCGGGUAUAUAAUACACCAAAAAACACCAUCCAUCAUAUUAAUUUUCUUUUAGAAAAAAGCAAAGCAUUGGUUAUGGGCAGAUUGAUAUACACUCCUUUUUACUAUCCGUCUUGUCCUUUUCUUUUCUUUUCCAUCUCAGAGGAGGCAGCAUCCAUCUAGCGAAGAUUCGAACGAAGCAUCUUAAUUCUCAUCAUCAUCAUCAUCAUCAUCAUCAUCAUCAACCAUAACGAGGACGAAGACGAGACCAGACGAGACCAGACGAAACCAGACGAGAUAAGAAGAAACGACACG